AUAACAUACUAUUUUGCAUUUCUUUCGCUUCCGUUUCCAUUGUUUUUCCGUUCUCCUUCCCUCCUUGAAUAAAGAGAAGGAAAAAACAAUGGCACCCAAAAUCCUCCUUAUCCCCAUCCUUCUUAUCGCUCUCUUCCUCCCCACCCAGGCACAAUACGCCUCCUACGGAGACAAAGACGGCGGCUACGCCUCUGCAGAUUCCGCGGCUGUCUCCUCCAUUUCCGCCACCCCCGAGGCCUCUCCCGCCGCCGCCCCCGGCCCCGCUCUAGAAUCUUCUGAUCCCGCUCCCGCCGACUCCUACGAUGCCUCCUUAGCCGCCGAGCCCGGUUCCGGCGGCUCCGCUUCUGAAACCCCCCCGGCGGAUUCCACAGAAACCCCGCCGGCCGAUUCCUCCUCUUCUGAAACCCCGUCGGAUGAUUCCGCAACCUCUACCGUCGCCGUCACUCCCUGGAGAAAAACGGACAAUCUGGACACUGAACCCAUCACGUCAAACGAAGUUCCGGCAGAUAAGAAGGCCAGCGUGAAAUUGUUCGUCCAAUCCACCAUGCAGGCAACCCAGGCGAAAACGCAGGACUUCAUUACCGCCGUGAUUGACAAAAGGCUGAAAGAUCCCCAGAUCGGCACCUACACCAAAGAUUGCCUGCUCACAUGCAAAGAGGUUUACGAGGAUUCCGAGGACGCCAUGAAGAAGACCAUGGAGGAUAUCGACGAGGGCAACUACUUCAAAGCCAACGUGGACGUGAGCGCCAUAUCCUCCGACGCCGAGACCUGCAAGGAGUGCGUCAAAAUGGUGUACGGCCAGGACCCGGAGUUGGACAAGUUUAACAAGUGGGUCGACGGCGUUAUUGACAAGUGCCUCACCAUGAUCACCGGCUAUAAAGCUUAAUUUUCAAAAAAGUAGUCAAUACACAUACACCAGAAAUGCAAAAUUAACAAAACAAAGCAAAUAUUAAAAAAAAAAAACAAUUAUUGUGAAUUAUGAUGGAGAAAUUAAAGAGAUUGACCAUCGAUUGUAAAGAAGUAGAUAGUUUAUGUUCCCCGACUUCCGACGAUCGCAGCAAUAUAAUUUAUGUAUUGUUAGCGAACCAUAUAUGUGAUACCAAACAAGUCUGAUCUCA
This is a messenger RNA of Ipomoea triloba (trilobed morning glory), 1118 nucleotides long. RefSeq lists its product as uncharacterized. Lineage: Eukaryota; Viridiplantae; Streptophyta; Magnoliopsida; Solanales; Convolvulaceae. The coding region runs from base 89 to 886 and encodes 265 amino acids. The record is from RefSeq and is a predicted model, not a curated record. Gene Ontology annotation, molecular function: enzyme inhibitor activity. The transcript has 2 exons.